CGGCAGUUUCCGGUAAACGCCGAAUUUAACCAAAAUAAUAAAAUAAAUACAUACUUUCGUUAGUUGUUUGCUUUUAUGAUCAUUUAAUAGAAGUGACAUUAAAAUCUUUACACAUGAGUAAAUCUAAAGUGUCAGCAGAAUGGAAAAAGAGAGUAAAAUCAGAGUAUAUGCGACUCCGCCAAGUAAAGAGGUUUAAGCGCGCAGACGAGGUGAAAGUGGCUUGGGCUCGAAAUUUGAGGAUAAUGUCAGAAGCAGUUGAAACAAGGGAAUCGGAAUGCCCUGACCGUGGAAGAAGGCCUUUUUGGCCUCUUCCAUCACCUGCACCCAAUCAUGAAAGCUUAAUGAAACGCGCAGAGGUCACAUAUACUGAUGCUUCAGGGGUUGUAAUAACACAGCAAGUCCCGAUACGAAUAAUCAAUUCGGUGAGUCCGAUCCCCACAAUGUAUACAUGGGCACCGACGCAGAAAAACUUUAUGGUAGAAGACGAGACGGUGCUCCACAAUAUCCCGUACAUGGGCGACGAGGUCCUGGAUCAGGAUGGUACAUUCAUCGAGGAGCUCAUAAAGAACUACGACGGGAAAGUGCAUGGUGACAAGGAGGGCGGGUUUAUAGACGACCAGCUGUUCGUGGACUUGGUGCACGCCCUCACCACCUACCAGACCAGGGAGGAGGUAGCAGACGAGCGGCGAGAUCGGGACUCUAGGCAGUCCACGGACGACAAUGACAAAGAGACAAACAAUGAACAGAAGGACAAAGAGAAAGACAAAGAAGAGAUUAAAGAUGCAGAUAAGAGUUUACCACUUGAUAAACAGUUUCCGAUAUUCACCAUAUUCCAAGCUAUCAGUUCGCAGUUCCCUGAUAAAGGCACACCGCAAGAAUUACGGGAAAAGUACACUGUGCUGACAUCUGUGGCGGACCCGCUGGCGCGGCUGCCGGAGUGCACCCCCAACCUGGACGGUCCGCUGGCGGAGUCCGUGUCGCGCGACCAGACCAUGCACUCCUUCCACACGCUCUUCUGCCGCCGCUGCUUCAAAUACGACUGCUUCCUACACCGAAGCCAGACGGCAGGUCUGCAAGCCUGCCACCCCGGACCCAACUUGUCCAAGCGGAAAGGACCCGACCUCAAGCCAUUCUCGGAGCCUUGCGGACCUAAUUGCUAUAUGAUGCUGGAGGGGAUGCGUGAGAAGCUGGCUCGUGAGAAAGCAGCUGGGGAGGAGGAUAAAGGGAAGCCGCACGCCAUCGACUCGCCCAACGACGCGUCCUCCGAGGACAGCAACGACAGCAAUCGCUACCAGAAAGGCAGUAAUAGCAAUUCAAGUAACAGCAACUGGAGUUCCAACAGCAGUCACGUGAAGCCGACCGCCGAUGGGCUAGCUGACAGCGCGUACAAUACACUAGGGUUGACAUUGGGAGAUACAGAUUCCGAGUGGACUGGUUCCGACCAGUCGCUGUUCAGAGCUCUUCACAAGGUGUUCCCAUCGAACUACUGCGCGAUCGCUCAGGUCAUGCUCUCCAAGACUUGCCAACAGGUGUACACGUAUUGGAUUAAUACUGGUCAAGAGGAGUGCCGCGUGGAGGCGGAGCUGACGCCGCCGCGUAAGAAGAAGAAGAAGCACCGGCUGUGGUCCGUGCACUGCCGCAAGAUACAGCUCAAGAAGGACUCCGCCUCGCACCACGUGUACAACUACACUCCGUGCGACCACCCCAACCAGCCGUGCGACAGUCUGUGCCCGUGUUUGCAGUCGCAGAACUUCUGCGAGAAAUUCUGUCAGUGCAGCAGCGACUGUCAGAACCGGUUCCCGGGUUGCCGCUGCAAGGCGCAGUGCAACACGAAGCAGUGUCCGUGCUACCUCGGGGUGCGGGAGUGCGACCCCGACCUGUGCUCGGCGUGCGGCGCGGACGUGCCCCCCGCCGCCACCCCCGCCGCCCCCGCCGCCCCCGCCGCCCCCGCCGCCGCCCCCGCCGCCUGCUGCAAGAACGUCUCCGUGCAGAGGGGUCUCCACAAGCACCUGUUGCUGGCGCCGAGCGACGUGGCCGGGUGGGGCAUCUUCCUGAAGGAGGCUGCGCACAAGAACGAGUUCAUCUCCGAGUACUGUGGCGAGAUCAUCUCGCAGGACGAGGCCGACCGCCGCGGGAAGGUCUACGACAAGUACAUGUGCUCCUUCCUCUUCAAUCUCAACAAUGAUUUCGUGGUGGACGCAACUCGCAAAGGCAACAAGAUACGUUUCGCGAACCACUCCAUCAACCCGAACUGCUACGCGAAAGUAAUGAUGGUGAACGGCGACCACCGCAUCGGUAUAUUCGCCAAGCGCGCCAUACAGCCCGGGGAGGAGCUCUUCUUUGAUUACAGAUACGGUCCAACAGAGCAGCUCAAAUUUGUCGGCAUCGAGAGGGAAAUGGAAUUCUUAUGAGAACAACACAAACAAUGACCCACACAGGUCGACCAAGGGAAUCUCGACCUUAUAACCAGGCCGCACAGUAUGUAAUCUGUCCUGCCAGCCGUUUUUGGCUGCUUUGUGAUUUUUAUAUUUAUAUUUAUUAAUGUAUUACCAUUAUGAAAUGUACUAUCAUCAUCAUCAUUUGCUUCUUCCUUAUCCCAUUUAUUUGGAGUCGACGUAAUAUGUUUUUCUCUUCCAUUCAUCCCUGUUCGCAGUCAUCUCGUUAUUUACUCCCUUUCUUACUAUAUGGACUAUAUACUAUGGAAUGGUGCACCUGCCUGCUCUAACGGUUUACGUUGGCGGGGCACCAGUGUAGGAUGAUAAGAUGAAACUUUAGCGCACCAUUACAUUAUUAUCUAUAAAAAAAACCUUUCAACCUAUACAAUGGGUCACUUUGAGUUGUUCCUACUGGUUACGGAGAGUUUUGGGUAUUCAGGAACUUAAGGUUAAAGACAAGUUAAAUAUAUUUCAU
Messenger RNA from Achroia grisella, 2910 nucleotides. RefSeq names its product histone-lysine N-methyltransferase E(z) (gene E(z)). Bases 114 to 2411 code for a protein of 765 amino acids. The transcript is spliced from 17 exons. Gene Ontology annotation, molecular function: histone H3K27 methyltransferase activity; protein binding. The record is from RefSeq and is a predicted model, not a curated record. Gene Ontology annotation, biological process: chromatin remodeling. NCBI's taxonomy places the organism in Eukaryota, Metazoa, Arthropoda, Insecta, Lepidoptera, Pyralidae.